Chenopodium quinoa (quinoa) is the source of this 396-nucleotide messenger RNA. RefSeq lists its product as uncharacterized. The record is from RefSeq and is a predicted model, not a curated record. The coding region runs from base 1 to 396 and encodes 131 amino acids. The transcript has a single exon. NCBI's taxonomy places the organism in Eukaryota, Viridiplantae, Streptophyta, Magnoliopsida, Caryophyllales, Amaranthaceae.
AUGUCGAACGUGCAUUUGGAGUACUACAAGCUCGUUUUUUCCAUUGUGCGGCAUCCUGCUCUGGCUCUUGAUGUAUCAAUGCUUGAAAAAAUUAUGAUAGCUUGCAUCAUCUUACACAACAUGAUCGUCGAGGAUGAGCGAGAUACAUACGCAAUAUAUUAUGAUCCAAGGUAUGAUGAUCCAAAUGAAUAUGAGCAAGCUGAACCCCCGUCUUCAAGUAGAAGAAACUCUCAAGGCCCAUUUCAAUUUAGCAACAGUAGUAACCGACCAGCUAAUUUGGAGACUUACAUGGCUAAUAGAGCUCGAGUUCAUGAUGAAGUUACCCAUAGAGCCUUGAAGUCAGAUUUAGUGGAACAUUUAUGGCUUAGAUAUGGGGAGUCUUAUAAUAGGCAGUAA